GUGUGUAUACCAAAAUUCCCAAAUUAUUUCCUCGUGUUGUCGCCGAAUAAAGUACAAGUAAAUCAGUAAAAUGGUGGCGGUCGCGCACUUCGACGACUGUGAUGCCAGCGAACCCAAGACGCUGACGGAUUGGGUGCGUAAUUUCCGUGUGAAACGCCAGAAAAUGCGUCGUAAGCUGCGUGGCGCUGGCAGCGACCUGCGCGUGAACGCCAUUUUAUCGACGGCGCUGCUCCAUGCGGAGCAUGAACUGCGUAGAAAGCAGCAGGAACGGUUUAGUCGCUGGCUGGAAAUGCAGACAAAGUUUGUGCCACAUGGCAGGACACACUGUGGCAGUGACGCCCAGGAAGCCAAUGCCAAAGCUGUGGCAGAGGUGGAGGCAGAGUGCGAACGACGCGAGAUCGAAAAUAAUUUGUGGAGGAGCGAGCUCAGUGGCCUCGACAAUUUCAUGCGCAGCCUUAGUAGCAAUAACAACGACAACGGGCCCAGUCAUAGCAACAGUUACGCGGGCAACAACAACAGCCAACACAGCUGCGCCAUUGCUGUGGCCAGCUAGAACGAGACGACUAUAUGGUGGGGCAUGCUGUGUGUGUAUACGUGACUGUCGUAUACAGGCACAAAUGUACAUCUGUCGAAACAUUUCCCUUUUCAUCGCAGUAACCUUAGAUUUAUUUGUUCAUUGUUAAACUAGUUUUAUUACGACAACCAAUUUCUCAU
Messenger RNA from Drosophila serrata, 714 nucleotides. RefSeq lists its product as uncharacterized. NCBI's taxonomy places the organism in Eukaryota, Metazoa, Arthropoda, Insecta, Diptera, Drosophilidae. The record is from RefSeq and is a predicted model, not a curated record.